Fonsecaea erecta is the source of this 2355-nucleotide messenger RNA. RefSeq lists its product as hypothetical. Lineage: Eukaryota; Fungi; Ascomycota; Eurotiomycetes; Chaetothyriales; Herpotrichiellaceae. The transcript has 2 exons. Bases 1 to 2355 code for a protein of 784 amino acids. The record is from RefSeq and is a predicted model, not a curated record.
AUGGCGCCUACGAAGCCCAAGCAGUCCCGAAAGCGGGCUCCAAGAAAAGCAGAGUGGGACCGCAUCAGCGAAUCGUUCCAUCAAUUGUAUAUCCGCCAGAAGCUUCCUCUGUCCAAGGUGGCUACGAUACUUAAGCAUGAGCACAACUUCGAAGCAGGAAUCUCCAUGUACAAAACCCGUAUCAAACAGGUGGGGACAAAAAAGAACUUCAGAAAGGAAGAAUUGGCCGCCGUUGCAGAGUUACUCGAAACCUUUGUGCAGGCUGGGUUGAGAACGCCAAUCGCCGUUGUUGAUGGUCGGCCAGUUCCGACACAUCGCGUCAAGCGCCGUUUCAGCUCCUUGCUUUCUCACAACAAAUCGCGGGACUCGACGACCGCCACGCUGUUUCCAGAGACGACCUCUCUGCGCGGUCUUGAAAGCUCCCAAAGUCGGGACCACGAGGCAGAAGCUGGGCGCCGUCGCCGAGGAGUGACUAUGCCAAAGAUCAUCUUGAAGCAGUCUGAAGACAUGCACGAGCUUGAGAUGGCGAUGAUCCAAAUCAACAAUUACUACGCUUGGCGACUUCGGCAAAGUGACGAAUACUUCCUACAACAGGGUGCCGACUCGAGCUUAUCAACUCUCCACCAUUUCUUCAAUGCGGUGAAUUAUCUCAGAUAUGGUCUUGACAAUGGCCCGCUACGUCCCAGCCAGAAUUGGAUGUAUAUCCGCCAUCGCGCAUCGAUAAUGCUACAGCAACAACAUCCCAGAUUGCCCGAUACUUUACUACUUGACUACGCCAAGAGCUAUCGUACUCACGUCCAACCCCUAAUAAGGGGUGUGUAUUCGUAUCUUCUCAGUCAAGCCAGAAGCGUUCUCCGAGACAGACAUCCCAUAUCGAUGAUUCUAAAAGUGCUCCAAAGCCAUGAGACACAGCAAAGAUCAACAUCACUGCUAUUGAAAAUGAUAUGCGACGUUGUCCGGAGAGAAGAGGGUUGUCAUUCCGAGCUGGCCUUCGAGCUCGAAUAUGAUAGAGCCAAGGCCCUAGACGUCCAUGGGGACUUCAUGACAUCCAUGACAUGCUGGCACAGUUUGCUGCAGCGAAGUGUGGACGCAUGGGGCGAGAAGGCUGAGUGCAGUAGAAGAAUUCUGUACCGGAUUGGGUAUGUUCAUUUUGAACACGGCCUCGACUGCCAGGCAAAAAAAGCUUGGUUAGAUGUUUUGAGGCUAGAUGAUGCCUAUGUCCAAGGUAGCAACGACAUAGGAUCGUCGUCCGUUUCUGCCACCAGAGGCCUCGGAUGGAUUUGUGAGACGGCACAAGACUUUUCAGGAGCAGAGGAGUGGUAUCUCAAAGCGUAUAAUGCUUCUUGUCACAUCUUGCCCCCGAAGGACGCCUUCACGUUGCUAAUUUUGCAGGAACUCGACCGGAUGCGCGCAAGACUGAGGGAGGGCGAGGAGCUGUCCGAGAUCGAUGAUGCAGGUAAUGAAGAUGUCCUUGAGGAGCUUCAACAUGAAAUCUCGCUCCUGCACUUGCAACAUGAAGAAUCAGAGAACCUCAAGUCCCACGCUGAGCCAUGGAACGAGUGGGACGAUGAUGUUCCCGGUGCGAAGGACAACAACACUUCACAGAGUCGUGAAUCCUUGGAGGAAGCUGUUUCGCCAAUUGACAAGACUCUCGGUGGGGAUGACCACCGGAGCGACCAAGUUGAAUUCACAGACUCCAAUUGCAGCACAUCUUGUGUUCCAGGACUAAUCUGGGACGACACAAAUGACCUCGGAUCCUCGACGAAGUAUGAGUACUCAGCACACGCACAGCCUUUGCAAACUCUUCUGCCAUGCGGACCUUUUGAAGCGUUUGGCGAGGAUGGAAUGGGUUUGAUGCCGACUUCUUGGAUCGAUGCGUGCGGACUGGAUAACGAAGCCCUACCAGCAUUCCUACCUGAGGAACCUACUCUCCCAUCGUCACUGCCAGCAAGUGGGAAAUAUUCUCACACCGCGUUAACAUACAUUGGGACUCUGCCCACAAUCAACGACGACCCCGAGUUUCAAGAAUUCGAUACCGCUAGGAAUAGCAGGGUUGGCUUUGAAAAUACUCACCCAAUGAUGCUCGACUCUGACUACCAACGAUUCGCCUGCACCGGAAGAAGUACCGGUGACAAUCGUAACGUUGACCCCAUGGAGCUCGAGCGGGAGUACCAAGAAUCCGACAUUGUCAGGGACACGUGCGAUGACAUCGCCAUUGGCCCGACGACCUACGACCCCAACGGCGACUUCGUCAACACCUUCGACCUGAGCUUUCUUGACGAUGUCGACCUGCAAGCAUGCCAGGCGAUCCAAGGCCAGGAGCUGCACGAGGAGCAAGAUUUUUUAGUAUGGUGA